AUGACAGCUUGUAACCACACCCCAGUCCAGCCUGUGCCGACCAUGGCGAAAGCAAAGCUGAAGCCUUCGCGGCUGUCACAAAUUCUACCAAUUUCGCUUUCCAACAAAAUUCAUGACAUCAAAUCUCCAGAAGCGUGCUUGGAACCAACUCCCCCAGAAUCUCCCACUUCUGAGGGCAAGCCUGAGCUGGAAGAUGUCCAGUCGCAGCUGGAGCUCACACUUGGAUAUGCAGACCAACUCUCUGAAACGGUUCAGCAGGCCAGCGAAAAAGAUGCGAAUGACCACCGGGAGUCACUUCGACUUCUAAUCAAUUACUUGGAUCAAACUCUCUUGUCUGGGAGAAACAUUCACUCCGUUCUGGGUCCCCUUCCUGUCCCAGAUGCGCAAAAGUCAAAGCUAUUGCGCUCUUAUUAUGAGGCUCUACACGGCGCAGAUAUCAGCCCUCCUCUGCAGAAGAGUGGCCUUUUCGGCAGCCAGGCUCAGCGUGGCCCAACUCAGAUAUACACCGUUUUUGGUGGUCAAGGCUUGAGGGGAAACACCAUCGACGAGCUUCGUGAUCUCGUAAACACAUAUCCUUCUCUAACCAGAGACUUGGUUCACGAUUUGUCCUCGCUUCUUCUCGAGCUCUCAAACACAGACGACACAACCCUUAAACUGCUUCCCAAGGGCCUCGACGUUGUUAAGUGGCUAGAAAGCCCUUCCCAGGCUCCAGACUCAACGUACUUGACUCCUGCACCUGUUAGUGCCCCCUUGAUAGGACUUGUCCAACUCGCGCACUACGAAGUUACUUGCAAGACGUUGGGUCUUACACCAGGCCAGUUUCGUAGCCGAAUUGCUGGAACAACAGGACACUCCCAGGGUAUCAUCACGGCUGCGGCUGUAGCAUUGGCAGAUGAUUGGGUUUCCUGGCGAGAGGCUACUCGUACUGCAAUCACAACACUCUUCUGGAUCGGCGUCCGAACUCAGCAAGUCUGGGAUGCUCAGCAUCGGUACAACACCAUCUCGAAUGCCAUGGCGCAAGACUCGAUUGAUCACGGCGAACGCAAACCGUCUCCUAUGCUGAGCAUUCGGGGAUUUACUAGGGAGCAGCUAGAAGUUUGCACCAAGGCAGCAAAACGAUAUCUCAAGGGCGGACCACACUGCCUAUCGAUCUCAAUGGCGAAUGGACCAAAACAUUUUGUUGUUUCUGGGCCACCCAAAUAUCUUUACGGGCUUAAUCUACAGAUCCGUAAGAGAAAGCAGUUCUCUUCUCAAAGUGGUUUGGCAGAUGCCGUGGGCAGCAACUUUCUCAACGUGAGCGUACCAUUCCAUACUCACUGGCUCAACGACGCAGUGCCCCUGAUCCAUAACGAUCUCAAACACAUAUCCGUGUCCUCAAGUUCCAUGGCGAUUCCAGUUUUCAGUACUGAGAACGGACAAGACCUCCGCAGCCAAAGCAAUCAUGAGCCGGACUUGGUGAGCCUGGUAGUCAGCCAAGGUCUUGACUGGGUUAGUGCCACAUCACACAUGUACCCCGAAACUACCCUAGAAGGUAAAAAGCAGACAGUUCUAGACUUUGGGCCUGGUGGUGUUCAUGGGAUCAGUUCCAUUUCUUCCGGCGGUGCAUCACGGAUUAUCUUGGCAGGGACGCCCAGUGGCAAAAAGGCUGGUGUAGGGUAUAAACGGGACUUGUUUGAUUAG
This is a messenger RNA of Fusarium sp. VM40, 1680 nucleotides long. The record is from the annotation of a GenBank genome assembly. NCBI's taxonomy places the organism in Eukaryota, Fungi, Ascomycota, Sordariomycetes, Hypocreales, Nectriaceae.